AUGAGGUAAACAUUAUCGCAAAUGUUCACGCAUAUAUUAUCAGAGUAUCCGUUCUCUCGUUCCUGUUCUCACAGAAAAUUGUUAAACUGGAAGUGCUUUUGGAACACAUCCGGAUGAUGCAAAUCAAAGCGAACAUAGCGCGAAUGAAAUACCGAUCGAUGUGCUCCGGCUUGAAGCAAAAGUCUGUGCUUUACGCAUCUUCGUUAAAAAAUCUGGAAGACGAAAUAAAGGAGCAGGAGAGCGAGAUAAAACGUCUCCAGGCAAGGCGUGAUUCUAAUUGUCAAACUGAAAGCGUGAAAGAAGAAGCUAUUGCGUUGAAGGAUCAUAUGCAGGAAACAUUGAUAAAGGAAGAAAUCGAAGUUACGAAUUGCAGCAGGGAACGCCACGCAGUUCUCGAAGAAUAUAGGCAACGCGUGUUAGAGAGAAAAAUGGAACUGGAGCGUUUGGAGAAGAUGGUAUUCCAUACGCGUCCGAGAGACGAUUUUGACACACGUGGAAAGAGUGUUCACGUACAGUUCACGGAGGACAUGGUGAGCAAGGACGAGGUGACACGACUGGAAGAAACGUUCGCCAAGCUUCGCAGUGCCACCGGAGUGUCCAGGUCCGAGGACGUUCUGAACCGGUUUCUGGGUCAGCGAGCGACUAACGAUAAUCUGCAGAAAAUGCGGGUGGCCACGGAGCAAGAGAAAAUGGCGUUAGAAAAGCAGAGGCUGCAGCUCAUCGACGAGAUGGAGACCAGAAAGUUCUCGGAAACGAAGGACGCGGAACAAAACGCGGAAGAAACGGAGAAACUAAACCAGCUUAUCGGACGACAUCGAUCGCGCCAAUUAAAAGCGGAUACGGAGAGACAAAAGGCGGAAGAACUUUUGCAGGAAAUUACAACGACACUGUGGAAUGUGUGCAACAAAUUUCGGGAUGUAAUGGAUACGUUACCUAGAGAAGCAAAAGAAAUCCAACAGCCUUUGCAACUUAUAAAUUUAAUGAACGAAAGGGCGACGAGUAUUAUUGAAACUUUCGGAGGACCAGACAAGUAUCUGGAAGUAUUGAACGAAGUAUCGGUUGAUAAGUUGGAAACAGUAUCGAUUACGACUACCUCAGUGGAGGGAAAGGCAACGCGCACAAAUGGAGGGCCACUUUUUCCGCGAUUUCCAUCCUCAGCAACACAGGCCACAUUGCCUUCUGAAGACGAAGAGGAUGUGCCAACUAGAAACACUCUCAAGAAACAGGCACAACAAUUGGUCGAUAUUAAAAGUCGUCGAAAAGGAUUUACCUUUAGAAGAUGA
This is a messenger RNA of Heterotrigona itama, 1283 nucleotides long. The record is from the annotation of a GenBank genome assembly. Lineage: Eukaryota; Metazoa; Arthropoda; Insecta; Hymenoptera; Apidae.